GUUUAUUCCCGUUUAUUCUUGUCUGAACGGCAGUCUCCUUCAGUCGCUGUUCGCGUAGUGUACGGUGUUACGUUGGGCAAGACUCGCUCGGUGUGCUGUGAAUCACAAUAUAGUGCCAUAUUCGCAUCGCAAUAAAUUUAUUAAUUCAGUACAUAAACCAGCAUUUGCCAGAAAUGAAAUAACAUCAAAUCAAGGGAUCCGUUUGUACAUGCCACGUUUGUCUUUAUACAACAUAAAAUCACGGAGCACGUUUUCUAUACCUAACGACAGGUAACAUAUAUUAUUAGCUAAACAAAGAAAUACGCACACACAUCAUGGACAAUAAAGCGCCGACGGAGAUGGACACUUUCUUACCCCAAGAUGGGUCCAAUGCGAAAGAUGGUGUAUUUAAAUACAAAGUGCAAGUCGCUCCACAAGAUAUGGAGACUGGACAGGGUGACGGAAAAAGCUUCGACCCUUUCAGUGAACGAAGAGUAGAUAACCCAACGACGGACGGUGAUACGUUAACGCAUUUAUUGAAAGCAGCUCUUGGAACAGGUAUAUUAUCCAUGCCAAUAGCUUUCAAAAAUGCUGGACUUAUUGUUGGUAUAUUUGCCACAGUCUUGGUGGCGUUUGUAUGCACACAUUGCGCAUAUAUUUUGGUAAAAUGUGCACAUGUCCUUUAUUAUAAAACGAGGCGCACAAAAAUGAGUUUUGCCGAUGUAGCAGAAGUAGCGUUUGCUACAGGCCCACAAUGGGGAAGAAAAUUUUCGAAACCUAUUAGGUAUUUAAUACAGAUUAGUUUAUUUGCAACAUACUUUGGUACCUGCAGUGUGUACACAGUUAUUGUUGCGGCAAAUUUUAAUCAAAUCAUUAAGUAUUACAAAGAAGAAGGAUCUGGUGAAUUUAGUCUUCGAUUGAUGGCAAUUUGUUUAUUAAUUCCAAUGAUAUUACUUAGCUGGAUACCAAAUUUGAAAUAUCUUGCACCUGUUUCCAUGGUGGCUAAUAUAUUUAUGGGAACAGGUUUAGGAAUAACUUUUUAUUAUUUAGUUUGGGAUAUGCCGCCUAUUACAUUCGUACGUUUAUUUGCACCCAUCGAGGAUUUUCCACGAUUCUUCAGUAUAACUAUAUUUGCAAUGGAAGCAAUAGGAGUUGUAAUGCCACUGGAGAAUAAUAUGAAAACACCUCAACAUUUUGUCGGAAUUUGCGGUGUUUUAAAUAAGGGAAUGUCCGGUGUUACGCUUAUAUACAUUUUACUAGGAUUUUUAGGAUAUGUAAAAUAUCAAGAUAAAACCUUAGAUAGUAUAACAUUAAAUCUACCAACAGAAGAAAUACCGGCUCAAGUUGUAAAGAUUUUAAUAGCUCUUGCUGUUUAUUGCACAUUUGGAUUACAAUUUUAUGUUUGCCUUGACAUUGCAUGGAACGGUAUAAAAGAUCGAUUCCAAAAAAAACCAAUGUUGGCAAAUUAUAUUUUAAGAACAGUUAUGGUCACAGGAGCAGUCUUACUGGCUGUUAUUGUACCAACUAUUGAACCUUUUAUUGGAUUAAUUGGUGCAUUUUGUUUUUCAAUAUUGGGACUUUUAAUUCCUGUGUUUGUCGAAACUGUAACUUAUUGGGACGUCGGUUUUGGACCAGGAAAUUGGGUAGCACUGAAGAACGUGAUCAUUUGUAUUAUUGGCAUUAUGGCUUUAAUAUUUGGAUCUCGUAGUGCAUUAAUACAAAUCGCUAAUUUAUACAGUUAAGAAAUUUUUUUCACAUAUAUAUAGAAUUUUAGGUAUUGCUAUAUUCCAAAUUUCGAAAGAGUUUGGAAACCAUUUAAAAGAUUUUAAUGCAAUAAAUUUCUGAUAAUUUUAUUAUUUUGAUAAAGACAAUCACAAAAAUCAAAAUAGGAUUAAAAAUAAUUUAUUUUAUAAGAUUAAUAUAAUCAGAAUUUUAAUCAAAUCUAUAUCAGAAAUUUAGACGCAAUGUAUGCUUACAAGAAAUGCUCUAGUAAGAUAAAAAAAAGAUAACUUCAAGAGAACUUCAGUUGUUAUACAAGUAAGAACUUUAGAACUUAAUUCUUGUAAGGAUAAUGAAAUUUAAAAACCGACAUUCGGUGUAAAAGUAAUACACGCGAACAAUUUACAGAAUAAAUAAUGUUAGAGAAGGUUAUAUGAAAAGAUUUUAAAUAUUAUCGAAUGAUAAAUUAAUUUCAAAAUAUAUCUAAUAAUUUACUUUGUUCCUAAAAUAUAAUAUAUAGUAUAUUCUAUUAUAUUUAAUUCGCAAAUUUAGACUGAAAAAAAUUGACAGUAUUCAUAAUAUACAUUGGAGCAAUACGUUCUAAUUAAUUUAUUUGAUAUUAUUUAUUUAAUAAAAUUGAAAUUUUUAAUUAAUAAUGAUAAAUUAUGUUAGAAAAAAUUAUAUUAUUUUGCAUAAUUGUAUAUUUUGAAAUUUAUUCUAAAAAAAAAUUAAGUUUUAUAUUUGUUAAAACUAUUAACUUUUAAAAUUGACAAAAAUUAUUGUUAUUUAAAAAAUUUUAUAUAUUGUUCAUCUUUUAAUUAAUUGAAUCUCAAAAUAUAACCUUCAUUUUUUCUAAAUUUAGUAACAUACAUUAUAUGGUUUGUAUUAUAUGAUAUAUGUUGUAAUAUUUAAUGUCUAAGCAGGUCAUUAUAUAUUUCAUAUAUGUGAUUCACAAUACAGAAAAUUUCACUCUUCUGUGUUGCAUUUAAUAUGAAUGUAUAUUUAAAAAAAGCAUGUUUUUGAAGCAACUUUUAUUGAACUUGUUAUAAAUCAAUCGAUUUUUUAUGCCAUUGUUAAAAAUUUUUACAUAUUUCUGGUAAAAAAAAUAAUUACGAUUUUUAAAUACAAAUCAUUUUACAAUAA
This is a messenger RNA of Apis cerana (Asiatic honeybee), 2841 nucleotides long. It is a transcript of the gene path, whose product is annotated as solute carrier family 36 member pathetic. Gene Ontology annotation, molecular function: L-amino acid transmembrane transporter activity. The record is from RefSeq and is a predicted model, not a curated record. Gene Ontology annotation, cellular component: vacuolar membrane. Lineage: Eukaryota; Metazoa; Arthropoda; Insecta; Hymenoptera; Apidae. Gene Ontology annotation, biological process: amino acid transmembrane transport.